AUGCAUACACACACCCAUGUAUACACGCGCACCUACCUAUGCACACACCUAUACCUAUGUAUACACACACACACACCGAUGUAUAUACGCAUAUACACACAUAUCUGUACACACAGCCAUACACAUACCCCCAUACACAUAUCCAUACACAUACACCUCUGCAUACACACACAUACACACACACACCCUUACAUACACCUGUACACACCCAGACUGCCUGUUGUGCCAGGAAGUCACCUCCCUCAAGUUGGAGCCGAAGGCCUGUUCACUGUGGCCGGACAGUCCACUGUGAACGUCUCCCCCCAGCCCACCACAGGUUAA
Messenger RNA from Galeopterus variegatus (Sunda flying lemur), 321 nucleotides. RefSeq lists its product as uncharacterized. The record is from RefSeq and is a predicted model, not a curated record. NCBI's taxonomy places the organism in Eukaryota, Metazoa, Chordata, Mammalia, Dermoptera, Cynocephalidae. The transcript has 4 exons. Bases 1 to 321 code for a protein of 106 amino acids.